AUGCGAUUCUCUGCCACCCUCAUCGCUCUUGCUGCCUUCGUUGUCGCCGCUUUCGCUGACUCGACCUCGAGCCUCGAGCCCAGCAUUACCGAUCCCGGUAACCCGGCCAACUUGAUCAAUUGCCCGCCCAAAGGUGGUGCAGACGCGUGCAAUCUCGAAAAACCUUGCAGCCGUAUUCGAGUCAACUAUGGCAGGACGGAGGGAGGUCAUUACAUCUGGUACAAUUACGAUAUCACCGACAUUCCUACAGGCGUUGAAAUUGGCGUUGAGGAUAGCUGUACUAACUAUUAA
Messenger RNA from Lentinula edodes (shiitake mushroom), 291 nucleotides. RefSeq lists its product as uncharacterized. Lineage: Eukaryota; Fungi; Basidiomycota; Agaricomycetes; Agaricales; Omphalotaceae. The record is from RefSeq and is a predicted model, not a curated record. Bases 1 to 291 code for a protein of 96 amino acids. The transcript is spliced from 3 exons.